Molecule: messenger RNA, 711 nt
Organism: Chaetomium fimeti
Lineage: Eukaryota; Fungi; Ascomycota; Sordariomycetes; Sordariales; Chaetomiaceae
Exons: 1
Coding region: 186-659 (157 amino acids)
Source: RefSeq, a predicted model, not a curated record
GGCAUGUGCCUUGCUUCAUUGGAAGCGUGCACCGAAUAAAUCGCCCCAAUAUAUCGCUGGCAUCACGGUAUUGGACCGUCGUGGAACGUGGCGUGACGUCGGAGCUAAGAUGCGAGGUGCAAAGUGAAGUCCGGAGCCUUUGGUGUUUCUUCUCUGACAGCGGCCACGGAGACCGACUACCAGCGAUGUGUGUCUUGAAGUGUGGACUGGUUGACACGAAGGUGAUGAUGCUAGGAAGGGACAAACUCCGAGCCCAAGUCGCAGGGCAGCUAUUUCAAGGUUGCCGGAUACCGCUCUUGGCAGCCAACCUGAUGGCAAGACGUGCAGGACGAAACCAGCACCACGGCGGCAAUUUUCCUGCAGCCGAUACAUGCGGUGAUCCUGGCUGCGUCUGCAUGGGCGAAUAUCCUUGGUUGCUUGCAUGGCAGCUUGCAUCUCUACCCGCAUCCCUACCUUCCGACAACGGCCCUCCUGUCGUGGUUCCCCUUGUCGAAUUUGGCGUCCCCGACUCGGCUGCCACGCAGGUCGGGCCCGGUGCUCCGGAGUUCGGGGCCGGCUCGCUCUUCAUUGGGACGCUUACGGGGAGCAGCCAGGAUGGCCUCAUCGUCGACAUACUGUGCGGUUCUUAUCUACUAUGUGCAUACAUACACGGGACAUGAUACACAGGAGAGGAUAUCAGAAGUGAUGGUAAGGCUGGGGGCCUCUUGGGCG